Molecule: messenger RNA, 2460 nt
Organism: Purpureocillium lilacinum
Lineage: Eukaryota; Fungi; Ascomycota; Sordariomycetes; Hypocreales; Ophiocordycipitaceae
Biological process (GO): mitochondrial phosphate ion transmembrane transport
Cellular component (GO): mitochondrial inner membrane
Molecular function (GO): phosphate transmembrane transporter activity
Source: RefSeq, a predicted model, not a curated record
AUGCUGCGGCCCGACCUGAUCCUGUUGCCCUCUCCGGGCCCAGAUACUCCCGCCAUCAUCGUCCCGCCCGCCCCCGGGACGGCAACCGGUACAGUGCAGCUAUCGUAUAGGCGACUUGACGGACUUGUGCUGCAUGCCCAAGAAUCACUCGCUCGACUGGGUAUCGCUGCUGGUAGUCGCGUCGCCGUCGCUCUUCCCAAUGGUCCCGAGUUCGUCGUCGUUUUUCUCGCUCUCGCCCGCCAGCGAGCCGUCGUCGUGCCCCUCAACCCAGACGCCAAAGAGGCUGAACAGAAGCAGAUGCUUCGACGCCUGCAGCCGCGCUGCGCCAUAGUCCCCGACGAUGAAUUUCGGAGGCCAAUGACCGAUGCGUCGACAGCUUUGGGCAUCCCGGUGAUACUUUGCACUUGGGGCGACGACGUCCAACAGGUUCUUCUCCGACACGAUGCGCAAGGCCACACCCCUAUCUCUUCGGCCGCCGUGGUGACGCCGGAGGAAGUCCGCCCGGAUGAUGUCGUGCUCCUCCACUACACCAGCGGCACCACGGGCUUGCCCAAAGCCGUUGGCCUGACGCACGCCGGGAUACUCGCAUCGGUCCGUAUAUUGGUAGAGGCACACUCUCUACUCCCGACUGAUCGCGCCAUGAUUGUGGCGCCCUUCUUUCACGUCGGAGGCACGUGCAACUUUUGGCACCAGUUCAGGGACUUGGGCGCCACCUGGUACCACGCAGUGCCCACCAUGCACCGGUUGCUCUUGUCCUUUCCGAGGCCAGUCGAGGGGUUGUCCAUCCGCUUCGCGCGGUCGGGCGGGAGCAUUCUGGAAGGGUACGGCAUGACGGAGACGGUCCAAGCCGUCUUCUGUAACCGCCUUGAUGGCUCGAGCCGCCUUCCCGGCCACUUCCCCGUACCUGAUGAACUGGAAGUCAAGAUUCGCGUACCAGACGGGAACGAGUCGUUUCAGCUCACCAGUGUACCUGGGUGCACUGGUGAGGUCUGUGUCCGUGGUCCUUGUGUCAUCUCAGGUUACCUAGACGACCCCGAGACCAACGCCAACUCCUUCCACGAUGACUUCUUCCGGACGGGUGACCUGGGCAGCCUCCGCGCCGACGGCCGUCUCCAUAUCACCGGGCGGACCAAGGACAUGAUCAACAAGGGUGGAGAGAAAAUUAGCCCACUCGACAUUGAGCAUAUCGUUCUCGCACACGAAGGUGUUCAGGAGGUCGCGUGCUUCAAGGUGGCCGAUGACACAUACGGAGAGGACAUCGACUCUACUCAAAUCCUCUCGUCGUCACGACCAGCUCCAGUUCGCCUGCCCACCCAGCAGCCCGACGCCGCCAUGUCGCAUCUGUAUCCCAAGGCGGAUACCCUCCGGGGCUCCGUCUACAGCCCCAUGGGCCGGCCCACGCCGCUCCAGGCCCGCCCGGAGCUCUACGGCGCCUUCUCCAUCGUCGACAACGCCAAGGACAAGGCGCACAAGAUCGGCGACGAGGCCACCAAGGAGUUUGAAAAGGUCAGCGCAAAGGCCCAGGCCAAGGCCGGCAAGAUUGAGCUGUACACGGGCAAGUACUACGCCGCCUGCACCUUUGGCGGCAUGCUCGCAUGUGGCCUCACCCACACGGCCGUCACGCCGCUCGACCUCGUCAAGACGCGCCGCCAGGUCGACUCGAAGCUGUACACGAGCAACUUCCAGGCCUGGGGCAAGAUCUACCGCGCCGAGGGCCUGCGCGGCAUCUUCACCGGCUGGAGCCCGACCUUCUUCGGCUACAGCGCGCAGGGCGCCUUCAAGUACGGCUGGUACGAGUACUUCAAGAAGACGUACUCGGACAUGGCCGGGCCCGAGGCUGCCUACAAGUACAAGACGGGCCUGUACCUGGCAGCGUCCGCCUCGGCCGAGUUCCUCGCCGACAUCGCGCUGUGCCCCUUCGAGGCCGUCAAGGUGCGCAUGCAGGGCGUCAUCCCCAACCCUUACACGGGCACCCUGCACGGCAUCAGCACCGUCCGCGGCAAGGAGGGCUGGGCCGGCCUGUACAAGGGCCUGUACCCGCUCUGGGGCCGCCAGAUCCCCUACACCAUGAUGAAGUUUGCCUCGUUCGAGACCAUUGUCGAGAAGAUCUACGACCGCCUGCCCGGGCAGAAGAGCGACUACGGCAAGGCCGCCCAGACGGGCGUCUCCUUCACCGGCGGCUACCUCGCCGGCAUCCUGUGCGCCAUCGUCUCCCACCCGGCCGACGUCAUGGUCAGCAAGCUCAACGCCUACCGCGAGCCCGGCGAGGCCUUUGGCAGCGCCAUGGGCCGCAUCUACAAGGACAUUGGCUUCGGGGGGCUCUGGAACGGCCUCCCCGUCCGAAUUGUCAUGAUUGGCACCCUGACCGGCCUGCAGUGGAUGAUUUAUGACUAUUUCAAGAUCUUCAUGGGCCUGCCCACGACGGGCGGUCCUCCUCCGCCGGCGGCGGAGCAGAAGUGA